Drosophila santomea is the source of this 478-nucleotide messenger RNA. RefSeq names its product protein stunted (gene sun). Gene Ontology annotation, cellular component: mitochondrial inner membrane. The coding region runs from base 130 to 303 and encodes 57 amino acids. Gene Ontology annotation, biological process: proton motive force-driven mitochondrial ATP synthesis. The record is from RefSeq and is a predicted model, not a curated record. NCBI's taxonomy places the organism in Eukaryota, Metazoa, Arthropoda, Insecta, Diptera, Drosophilidae. Gene Ontology annotation, molecular function: proton-transporting ATP synthase activity, rotational mechanism. The transcript is spliced from 4 exons.
GGGUGACAACCGACGGUAUAUUUCAAUAUUAACGCUGAAAAAUCUGUUGGCCACACUGACCGGAUUCUGAAAAGGAAUAUCUUAUAUAUUUUUGUGUAGCGUGAAUAUAUUUCGAAUAAAACGAUCACAAUGACUGCCUGGAGAGCUGCCGGAAUUACCUACAUCCAAUACUCCAACAUCGCCGCUCGCAUUUUGCGCGAGUCCUUGAAGACGGGACUGCGUGCUGAUGCCGCCAAGCGCGACGCGAGUCAUGUGAAGUUCACUCCCUGGGCAAAUGGCAAGCCAGCUCAUGAAAGGGCUUAAGUGUUCUGCCGUCAAUUAAAUAAUUUAAAAACUGGCAGCGUCAAACCCAGUCGGAAUCCUAGAUGCUUUUCAGUGGCCCCUCGAGAAUGAUUUGCAACAAUUAAGAUCCGCCAAAGCUGCAAUGUUGUGAAAUCUUCAAAAAUAAAUAAAAUUAAAUAAAUGUAAUUUAUUUAAA